Danaus plexippus (monarch butterfly) is the source of this 1966-nucleotide messenger RNA. Its product is annotated as cytochrome P450 6B5-like. The record is from RefSeq and is a predicted model, not a curated record. The coding region runs from base 20 to 1564 and encodes 514 amino acids. The transcript has 2 exons. Lineage: Eukaryota; Metazoa; Arthropoda; Insecta; Lepidoptera; Nymphalidae. Gene Ontology annotation, molecular function: monooxygenase activity; oxidoreductase activity, acting on paired donors, with incorporation or reduction of molecular oxygen; iron ion binding.
AUAAUGCAAUCUUUCAAAGAUGUUGUCGAAUAACGUUUUAAUCGGAAUCUUAGUGUUUCUGUAUGUUUUUUAUUAUUUUAUUGUAAAGAGACUUAAUUAUUGGAAAAACAGGAAUGUGCCAUAUCCGAAGCCACUAGUACUUUUGGGAAAUUACAAGGAUCAUAUCUUCCUACGAAAGAAUUUAAUUUUUGUUACUGAUGAGAUAUGCAAACAGUUUCCUAAUGAGUCCUACAUUGGUACUCUUUACGGUACCGAACCAACGCUUAUAGUCAAGGAUCCUAAUUUACUCAAAUUAAUAAUGACAAAGGAUUUCUACUACUUCAAUGGGAGAGAAGUCACUCAGUACAACACCAGAGAAGAACUUACAAACAACAUGUUCUUCCACAGUGGUGAUAAAUGGAAAGUCGUGAGACAAAAUCUAACACCACUUUUUACUUCAAUGAAAAUGAAGAAAAUGUUCCAUUUGGUUAAAGAUAUUGGUGAUUCAUUUGAAAAAAUACUAGAAGAUGAACUUAAAUCGUCUUCGGACGUGGAAAUUAAAUCUUUCUUAGUAAAAUACACACUGGAAUGCAUUCUCUCGUGUGGCUUCGGUAUAUCUGGCAAAUUGUUAGAGAAGGGCAAUAAAAAAGACGACAACGUUUUCUUCAUGAUCGGAAGUUCUAUAUUCGAUUCAUCACCGAGCAGGGGAAUGAAACAGGUUUUUAGAUCUAUAUGGCCGAAACUUUUUUACGGCAUAGGAUUGAAUGUAUUUGACCCAAAAAUUUUUGCAAUGUUCAAAAAUUUGAUAGCCGAAGUUUUCCAGAGCCGGCUCAGCGAGCAAUCCAAUCGUAAUGAUUUUGUAGACCUCAUAUUGUCCUGGAAGAAAGAACAUUACAUUUACGGCGACAGCCUGAAUCCAAACAGCGAAAAAUACAAGAAAAUAAGUAUCGAAGUCACCAACGAAUUGUUAAUACCACAAUGCGUUCUGUUCUUUGCAGCCGGUUUCGAGACAACUUCGACGACAUUGAGUUUCUUGAUGUACGAACUCUCUAAGCACAGAGAUGUCCAAGACAGGUUGAUAGAAGAGGUCGAUAAUUAUUAUAAAAAACACAACGGUGUCGUUGAAUAUGAAUGUAUCGGGGAAAUGCCUUAUCUUGAUGCGUGUAUCGAUGAGGUGCUGAGGCUGUACCCGGUCUUGGGAGUAGUGGCUCGUGAGGUUAUGGAAGAUUACACUUUGCCCACAGGACUGAAGUUAGAGAAGGGCAAUCGUAUUCACAUUCCACUGUACCACAUCCACCGUGAUCCGAAGUUCUUCCCAAAUCCAGAAGAAUUCCGGCCAGAUAGAUUCUUCGGAGAGGAGAGGAAAAAUAUCGUCCCCUAUUCAUUUAUGCCGUUCGGUGAAGGACCUAGGAUAUGCAUAGGUCAAAGGUUUGCUAAGAUGGUGAUGUACAACCUCAUCCUUAAAAUAUUCAAGAAAUAUAGAAUCGAAUCAAGUUCGUUGACCCCUAAAUCAUUGGAAUUUAACAACAUAUCCCUCGUCACGCAAUGCAACACCAGUAUUUAUGUAAAAUUAGUGGAACGUUAAAAAAAAUACCGAAUAACUCUAUGCUUAUUAUUGAAAUCGAAGGAAAUUAAAAUAUUAUUUGAUUUAAAUGGUAUUAGAAAUCAUUUUUAUUUUUUUAUUUUUUUUUGCGAGCAGUAAAGACUUCCGUUAUCAACUAUGUUUGCAGCGCCGGAAGUCUGCUAAGAACUUCUACGCCUUAUCGAGCGCUACCCUUGAACUUGCCGUACGUAAUGUUGUUAGGAAACAAUUUAUGCGCAUUGAAUAUAUAAAUCUUUUAAUGUUUAAACUUGAUGCAUUUAUUUUUAUUUUUAGCAUUAUAUUCUGCCGCUGCGAAUGUCAUUUGUAAAAUAUUUGAGAUUAAGACAUCUGUGUAAGAAUAAUAUAUAUGUAAAUUUUAUAUAAAUAUAUCGAGAUAAAUCACGA